This is a messenger RNA of Paramecium pentaurelia, 1771 nucleotides long. The record is from the annotation of a GenBank genome assembly. NCBI's taxonomy places the organism in Eukaryota, Ciliophora, Oligohymenophorea, Peniculida, Parameciidae.
GUAAUGUUACAUCACUUGUGGAGAUACACAUAUAAUACUAGCAAAGCCCUUUCUUUGGAAUAAUUGACAAGAUGGGGAUUACAUAAUACUUCAGUUGUUAGAAAUGCCAGUACUCCAGAAUUGUAUGAAAUUGCUGCCAUGGAUCCACUCUCACCAGAUCCUGAAACAAGACCAGGUUCAAUUUCAAGUACUGGAGCAAUGGUAGCCUAUUCUGGAAGAAGAACAGGGUAAAAAUAUAUAUAAUAAUUGUUUAGUCGAUCUCCAAAAGACAAGAGAGUUGUAUUUGAUGAAUAAACUGAACACGAUAUAUGGUGGGGAAAUGUCAAUAUUCCAAUCCCAAAGAAGUCUCAUAAUCUUUUGGAAUAGGUUGCCCUUUAAUUUUUAAAUACAAGACCAAGAGUAAAUUUAUAAGACAUAAAUUUUAUAGUUAUUUGUUGUUGAUGGAUAUGCAGGAUGGGAUCCUCAUAGCAGACUUAGAAUUAGAGUGUUUUGUACAAGAGCAUAUCAUGCUUUAUUUAUGUAAAAUAUGCUUAUCAAACCAACAAAUGAGGAAUUAAAGAAAGAUUUCAGUGAUGAUGUUGACUUUCAUAUUUUUAAUGCAGGACCUAUGUCAGCUCCAAAAUUAGUAGAAGGAGUUGGAUCAGAAACAUGUGUCUCAGUCAAUCUUACAGAUAAAAAGAUGGUCAUAUUAGGAACAUAAUAUGCAGGAGAAAUGAAAAAGGGAGUAUUUGGUGUUACACAUUAUAUGUUCCCUAAAUAAGGAAUCCUUACACUUCAUAGUUCAGCUAAUGAAGGAGUUAAUGGAGAUGUUACAUUACUCUUUGGUUUGAGUGGAACUGGUAAAACCACAUUGAGUGCAGAUCCUAAGAGAAAAUUAAUUGGAGAUGAUGAACAUGCAUGGUCUGAUAAUGGUAUUUUUAAUAUUGAAGGUGGUUGCUAUGCUAAAUGUGUAGAUCUUAGUCAUGAAAAAGAACCAGAAAUUUAUGAUGCUAUUAAGUAAUUAUAAUAUUUAUUGAAAGAUUUGGAGCUGUCUUAGAAAAUAUUGAAUUCAUGUCUAAAGACUCAAGAGAAGUUGAUUAUCAUAAUAUUUCUAUCACAGAAAAUACAAGAGUCAGUUAUCCUUUAGAUUUCAUUCCAGGAGCUAAGAAUCCAGCUGUAGGAAGUCAUCCUAAAAAUAUCUUAUUCCUUACAUGUGAUGCUUAUGGUGUAUUACCACCUGUUUCAUUGUUAACACCAGAAUAAGCAAUGUAUCACUUCAUUUCAGGAUACACAGCUAAAGUUGCUGGUACAGAAAUGGGAGUCAAAGAACCAGUUGCUACUUUUUCAGCUUGUUUUGGUGAAGCAUUCUUACCCUUACAUCCAACUCUAUAUGCAACUAUGUUAGCUGAAAAAAUGAAAUAACAUGGAACCAAAUGUUGGUUAGUUAAUACUGGUUGGUCAGGUGGCAAAUAUGGUAUUGGCAAAAGAAUGUCCUUGAAAUAUACAAGAUCUAUUAUUGAUGCUAUUCAUACUGGUGAAUUGGUUAAUGGUGAAUUUGAAAAAUUCGAAGUUUUCAAUUUAUAAAUCCCCAAGAGAGCUACUGGUGUUCCUGAUAGCAUUCUUCAUCCUAAAAAUACUUGGAUGUAAGUUUAUUUAUUAAUUUUAUAGUAACAAGAGUGAAUUUGAAAGAACUUUAAGAAAUUUAGGUGAUAAAUUCUAAAAGAAUUUCUAAAAAUAUGCUGAUAAGGCUACAUCAGAAGUUAUUAAUGCAGGACCAUAAUUAUGAUCAUGU